CUUAUCAAUAACAGAUUAUUCGUAAUCGUGCUUGCCAACAGACUGUAUUAAAAUGGGUGUUCAAGGAGUUUGCGGUUUUUAAAACCCUUCGAAUAAAGGUAAUAUUAACAAGAUUUACUAUUUAAAGACGCGCUAUCCUGAUUUUUUUAAAAUAAAUGGCGACAUCCAACAGAAUAUCUUCCUAUAAAAGUAGAAAUAUCCUGCAGAAUAAAGAGAAAAGAAGAAACACAUUUAAAUCAAAAAUGAAAGAGGGAAACACAGAAGUAGUAAAAGCUACUGAAAACUCAACAUCAAAACCGCCACCGCUCCGACGAAACCAUUUCAGCUUUGAAGACGUCUAUAGAUUUCGAAAUCGUCAUGAAAUGCAAAACCAACAAAAGGAAGAGGACUCUGUGUCUUUGCAAUCAAUUGAGUCAAGUAACACAUCGGCCUGCCCAAGUGGUAGAGCCAGUCCACCAGAAAUGACUGAUGUUGGCAAAGGACGUCUAGGAUUUCAACUAGCAAAUUGGCUAAGCAAUCAGCAAUGUUUGCAGGAAAAAGUAUCAGCUAAAAGGGCAAAUCUACAAAAAUGUCAUACUAACUUUAACAAAGUAUUUAAACAGUUUACGAAUAGGGAUUUGAACGCUGUAUCACCUGCUAAUUGGUGA
Messenger RNA from Dimorphilus gyrociliatus, 647 nucleotides. NCBI's taxonomy places the organism in Eukaryota, Metazoa, Annelida, Polychaeta, Dinophilidae. The record is from the annotation of a GenBank genome assembly.